AUGGCAUGCUUUGGGCUCUAUUGUGGGAAGACUCUAUUGUUUAAAAACAGCUCAACUGAAAUAUAUGGAGAGUGUGGGGCAUGCCCAAGAGGGCAGAGGACAAAUGAGCAGAAAUACUGUCAGCCUUGCACGGAGUCCCCGGAACUUUAUGACUGGCUUUACCUUGGAUUCAUGGCAAUGCUUCCUCUCGUUUCCCAUUGGAUCUGCAUUGAACGGAAAUUAAAGAAUGGUAUUUCCAGAGGUGUGCUUUUCCAACAAGUCUCUGCGUUAUUUGAAUGCAGUAUGGCAGCUGUGGUCACAUUACUUGUGAAUGAUCCCGCCGGCACCCUUUCCAUCCACUCAUGCCGAGUGCUGAUGCUUUCGGACUGGUACACGAUGCUCUACAAUCCAAGUCCAGAUUACAUCACCACCCUGCACUGCACUCAAGAAGCCGUCUACCCACUGUACACCAUUGUGUUUGUUUAUUAUGCUUUCUGCUUACUAUUCAUGAUGUUGCUCCGACCACUACUGGUGAAGAUGCAGUGGCACCUAUACAUGCCAAAUCAGUUUGGAAGCAUUUACACCGCCCUCUACUUCUUCCCGGUUUUGACAGUACUACAAGCAGUUGCAGGAGGCCUCUUGUAUUAUGCCUUCCCUUACAUCGUCUUGGUGGUAUCUUUGGUUAAUCUGGCUGUGUACCUGGUUUUUGCCAAAAUAGAGAGCUGCAGUGAUCUGAUAAGAAAGGACAGACUGCUAGUCCUCUUCAGCCACUGGUUUCUUCAUGCCUAUGGCUUAAUCGCCCUCUCCAGAGGGGAGCAACUUGAGCAAAAUCUGAUGCUUUUAAUUUUGGUACCUGCCCCAGCCCUCUUUUACUUGCUCACCACCAAGUUUACCAAACCAUCACGGAUAAUCUCAGAAGGAGCCAAAAGACACCGAACAUAA
Acomys russatus (golden spiny mouse) is the source of this 921-nucleotide messenger RNA. Its product is annotated as JNK1/MAPK8-associated membrane protein-like. Lineage: Eukaryota; Metazoa; Chordata; Mammalia; Rodentia; Muridae. The transcript has a single exon. Gene Ontology annotation, biological process: response to unfolded protein. Gene Ontology annotation, cellular component: membrane. Gene Ontology annotation, molecular function: ubiquitin protein ligase binding. The record is from RefSeq and is a predicted model, not a curated record. The coding region runs from base 1 to 921 and encodes 306 amino acids.